AAAAAAGAAGAAAAGAAAAGAAAAGGCAGGAAUUGCUGGGCUUUGUUGGCUGGCCUGGUGAUGUGCCAAUCGUUCCAGGGUUCUUUCUCUCUUUAAAAAGAGCUGAGCUCGCUGCUGCCGCAGGCAUCCUACGACUAGCAGUAGGGUGUGCGUGGCAAGGGGAGGAGGAGGAGGUGUACACUGCACGGCUGGGCUGGGAGGAGGCAUCUUCUUGUCCAGCUUGGAACUCCAAGGAUCAUCCACCAUUCUCUUCUCUUCUCAUAGCAUAGGUUGCCACUGGUUUGGUUGGUUUGUCGAGGGACAGAGGCAGCUGGCAUUUCUUCUUUGCCCAUUCUCCCUCCCACCACCUGCCUUGUGAAAUGGGAAAUAUAUAUACUCCAUAGAUUGAUACUAGACUAGGCACACUACUGCUUGCUCUUCCAUGGCGGUGCCCUCCUCACCGUCUUCCCCUCCGGAGAGGAGGAGGAAUUGGCUCCGCGGGAACCGAAAGCAGCAGAUCAUCGCCGAGUACCUCGCCGGCGCGCGGGCAACUCUCGCCGCGGCGGCGCAGGACGAGGGAGGCGGCGAUGACGCGGCGGCGGCGGCGGCGCUUGGACUAGUGGACGAUGUACUGGAGAUGUCGCCGCGCAUGGAGGCGGCCUUGGAGCUCCGGGCGCGCUGGCUCCUCGCGCUCCGGCGCUACCGCGACGUCGCCGACAUGCUUCGCGACUACAUCCCCAGCUGCACCAAGACUUGCCCCGGCGAUGACGCCACCACGGCCACUUCCUCCUCCUCGUCCUCCUGCUCAUCAGGCAACCUGGUCGGCGCCUCCCGCACGGAGUUGCUAUCCCCUGGCCGUGACCGCUCCGACGCUGCCUCCGGGGCGACCCGCUUCCUCUGCUGCUUCGACAUUUCCGAGCUGAAGCACCGUGUCGUCGCCGGCUUCUCCAAGAACACCACUGCCGAGACCCAGUGGAGAUACUUGAUCUUGGGCCAAGCUUGCUUCCACCUCGGAUUAAUGGAGGACGCCGCCGCGCUGCUCCAGACCGGGCGUCGCCUCGCCUCGGCGGCGUUCCGACGGGAGAGCGUGUGCUGGUCGGAGGACAGCUUCUCCCCUUCCAACCUGACGGCCAACGCCAUGUCCGUGCCGGCCAGCCGAAGAGCCUCCAAGUCCGGCGCGGCGUCAGGAACAGUGCCAAGCGACGCGGAGUCGGUGUCGCAGCUCCUCGCGCACGUGAAGCUCCUGCUCCGCCGGCGCGCCGCCGCGGUGGCGGCGCUGGACGCUGGCCUCCCUGCCGAGGCCGUGCGCCAUUUCUCCAAGGUGCUCGACGCACGCCGUGGCGUGCUCCCGCACCCUUUCGCCACCGCUUGCCUCGUCGGACGCGCCGAGGCGUUCCGCUCGUCGGGGCGACCAGCCGACGCCAUUGCCGACUGCAACCGCGCCCUCGCACUUGACCCGGCGUUCAUCCCGGCGCUCCGCUCGCGCGCCGACCUUCUCGAGGCGGUGGGGGCACUCAGUGACUGCCUCCGCGACCUUGAACACCUCAAGCUACUCUACGACGCCGCGCUACGCGACGGCAAGCUGCCCGGGCCGACGUGGCGGCCUCAGGGCGGCGUUCGCUUCAGUGAGAUCGCCGGCGCGCACCGCGCGCUCACCCUGCGCAUAAAGCAGCUCCGCGGGCGCGUGGCCGCCGGCGAGGCGUGCAGCGUGGAUUACUACGCCCUCCUCGGUGUGCAGCGUGGGUGCACGCGGUCGGAGCUGGAGCGCGCGCACCUCCUCCUGACGCUCAAGCUGAGGCCCGACCGAUGCGCGUCGUUCGCCGAGAGGCUGGAGCUCGUGGACGAACACCGCGACCUGGUGGCCGUGCGCGACCAGGCGCGCAUGUCGGCGCUGUCCCUGUACCGAAUGCUGCAGAAGGGCUACUCCUUCAUCAUGUCCGUCGUGCAGGACGAGGAGGCCGUAGAGAGGCAGAGGGCCAAGGACGCCGCCGCCGCCGCCGCCGCAGCAGCUGCUGCUGCUGCUGCCUUGGCCACCGCUGCAGCGUCGGCGCGGGAGCAAGAAGAGACAGCCGCCGUGCCGGAGAAGCCCAAGUUCAGCAGUGUGCCUAUCGCGAAUGUUGAGGUCAAAAUUCAGGUUCCUCAGGCAGCAGCAGCAGCGGCCAUGGUCGCGGCGGCGACGAGCAGUCCGGUGUUCCAGGGCGUGUUCUGCCGCGACAUGGCGGUGGUCGGGAGCCUGCUGUCCCGCGGCGGGUUCGACCGGCCGAUGCCGGUGAAGUGUGAGGCGAUGAGCUGCUGAUCGAUGGCGGCAAUUUGCUGCUGUACUAGCGUAGGACGGCGGAAGAAGAAAGAGGUGGCGUGGCGUGGCCGUGGCGGGAAAAGGCAGAACAUUGUUAGGUUGAUUCCAAAUCUGCACCGGUUCUGUUGUGGAAUGUGUACAGCUCAAAAUGGCGCUUUCCAGCGGGGAAAUGGAAAGAGGAGGAGGCAGCUGUUCAAAAAUUUUGGUUUUGUCUUUGUUUUGUACUGUAUUGUACUUGUAGAGACUGUCCACUACUACUCUCUAGCUCUUGUGAAAUCUCUCUCUUGGCACUGCAAAUUUUGUACAGAUUUCAAUUGAAUUUUCUCCUCUCAGGAUCCUGCACUGAUGUAAUACUAGUAUUAGUAGGAGCACAUUUUACCUGCAGCAGCAGGAUACCUCCAACCGAAGGCGAUGCUCCUCUGCUCUGUUCAUGUCACCAAGAUAAUUAGAGAAGAGAGUGUCAAGCAUCUGCAUGGGGAUAAGUCCGAAUUCUGAGGGCUUUUUCUGAAGGAGUGGCCAUGCUCUGUGACGGCGGAUGAUGCGAGAUGGGCAACAACACCAGCAGCAGCAGAUCUCGCCCCCGGUCCCAAUGGUGCAGCACAGCCAAAAGUCGCCCGUUUUGAGCCGCAGAUAGAGGUGCAGAGGGGCAGCAGCGCGUGAGCCACAGCUUUGCUGAACCCGGCCAUGGCUGACCACCGUAUAUACAUUCAUCAGUCUCACACAUGGCCAUCUUCUUGUUUGUGAAAAACUCAUCGUCAUGCCCAUGCUGCAUAUGGUCCAUUGGUCCCUCCAUAUAUACCUGUUGCUGCUGAAUGAAUGAACGAAUGAAAGGAAAUGGAAGUAACAAUGGUGGAGUAACAUCCUAUGCGCCUUUUCUUAAAGCGCACAAAUUUGGACAUAAUCCGAUGACAAAUCUGGUGCGUGUGUGUGCAGAAAAAGUCCUUGAGACUGCACAGUUGUUGUGCAUGGCAAAAAAAUUUCUACGAGUACUGCACUGCACAAAGGACCUUCACCUUCUCCUUUUGAGACAAAGCUUUUAAUAAGAUUUGUUCUGAUGAUCCAGCUAAUCUGUAUAGCUAUUGAUGAAUGAUGCUGGAUGGGUAUAUCUAAUCCUCAAUUUCUCUCUGCAAGCUGCAAAUGCAUGCAGCGAAACCAGAUCUGGAUUGCAAGGAAGGAAUUGGAUCUGUUGCACCA
Molecule: messenger RNA, 3469 nt
Organism: Oryza brachyantha (malo sina)
Lineage: Eukaryota; Viridiplantae; Streptophyta; Magnoliopsida; Poales; Poaceae
Exons: 2
Coding region: 422-2275 (617 amino acids)
Molecular function (GO): protein binding
Source: RefSeq, a predicted model, not a curated record